AGAACAGUGCCAUCUUUAGCACAGUGACUAGCUCGACCCGCGCAGUUGCGAGCAGUUCCUUGCAUCCAAUAUGGCAGGUCGAGGUGGUUACGUUGAUCCGAGAGAUUAUGGUGUCAAUUAUAGAAGUAGAAAACCAUUGCCUACUGAACCACCAUAUACUGCUUUCGUAGGAAAUUUGCCCAAUGGAAUUGUUCAAGGAGAUGUCGAUAAAAUAUUUAAACAGCUUAACGUUAAAGGGGUCAGAUUGGUGAAGGACAGAGAAACUGAUAGAUUUAAGGGAUUUUGUUAUGUCGAGUUUGAAGAUUUGUCUGAUUUGGAAGCAGCCUUGGACUUGGAUGGAUCUGUAGAUGUAGAAGGAAGUAUAAUCAAAAUUGAUGUAGCCGAGGGUAAAAGAAAUGAUCGAGGAGGUGGCUUCGACAGAAGAGGAAGAGGAGGACAUAAUAGCAACAGUGGCUUCAGAGGCCGAGAAGGUGGCCAUAGUAGAUUUAGCGGAGAUGAUUUUGGUAGCAAAUCUAUCUAUACGAGAUAUAAUGACAGAGGACCAGGUGGUGGCGGUGGAGGUAGGCAAGGAAGUGGGUGGGAUUCGAGAAAUAACAGAGGCAAUUAUGGUCAGUUUAAUGAUGACUCUAGUGGAGGUAGCAGGGAAUGGUCACGUACAGCAUCAAGAUCGUACAGUGGUAGACCAAUGUCACGUGGAAUGGGAUCUGAUUAUAAACCAUUUAAUGAUGAAUCAGAUCUUAAGGACCCAUCCGCAGGUACAAGCCGUAGAAAACGUUUGGUGCUGGCACCAAGAUCAAUUCCAGAUCCUGUAAAUGCUAUUGCUGAAUCGAGUAAAUCAAGUUCAAUUUAUGGGGGUGCUAAGCCUCGGGAAGAAAAAUUAAAAGCUAAUGAAGUCGAGUAAAAUAUAAACUAAUUAACAUCUUAGUUUCCACUUUCUUAAUUAUGGAGGAAGAAAUUUCCCAAUAAAAAAACAAUAUUUCAAAAACCAA
Molecule: messenger RNA, 989 nt
Organism: Polistes canadensis
Lineage: Eukaryota; Metazoa; Arthropoda; Insecta; Hymenoptera; Vespidae
Gene: eIF4H1
Product: eukaryotic translation initiation factor 4H
Exons: 5
Coding region: 71-901 (276 amino acids)
Molecular function (GO): RNA binding
Source: RefSeq, a predicted model, not a curated record